This is a messenger RNA of Malus domestica (apple), 906 nucleotides long. The record is from RefSeq and is a predicted model, not a curated record. NCBI's taxonomy places the organism in Eukaryota, Viridiplantae, Streptophyta, Magnoliopsida, Rosales, Rosaceae.
CGUGAGGUAUGAGGUGCAGAUUUCAUUCACACCCCCCUCUUGCGAGAUGGCUUUCAGCAAAAAUUCCUCUUUUUUUUUUCUUGGCUCCAAGACACGUGGUUUUCCUCCAAAAGCAAGAAUCAAUUCCGAUAUACUUGGGCUUUCGAACCUCCAUUUGGAUUGUGUAACCGUUGAUUUCCAAGUGAGAAUGGGUAAAGUACCGAGUUUGUUGAAAACAGUUGUUGAUUCAUGGCUCCAAAGAGAAGAGGAGCAUAAACGGAAGUGGCCAGUGCUCAGAACCCAAGGGAAAACAAGUAACAAACGACUGAAAACCCUCAAGUCUAGAAGAAGUACAAGAACAUGUACCCUCGGGACCAUACCAUGGUCACUUCUGUCUGCUGCUGCCCACUGGUUGUUGUUACACUGAGUUGUAUUCGACCCAUUUGCUUGGACCCCUGCUGAGUUGUUAUUCUGUGUUGCAUGAGUUGAAAAUUGUGGGAAGGUGAAGAAGUCAGCCAAAGGCUGUUGCUUGCUCCUCUUGUUGCUGUUCAUGGACUGAAAAAUUUGCUCUAGCUCCUUCACAAAGUUUAUGGCACCCCCAACAAUUGAUGCUUGGUCCCCCUGUAACAAAUAUUUAUAACAAUAUUAAUUUGGUCCAAUCCCCAAAAAAAAAAUCCGUUUAAAAGAACAUAUGGGUAGAAAUCCAUGUGAGUUUUUUGGGUUAAUCCCAAAAACAUUUCAAUCUAAAGAAAAUGGAGAUGCAAGGGACUUCUAGUUGUACUGCCUCCUUUAAUAGUGGUUAAGCCAGUUUACCCUCACAUUCGAGGUUCUGUGUUUGUGUAUCUCCCUCCCGUAAUAUGACUUUUGUAAAAGAAAAACAAAAAUAAAAACAUAUGUAGCUCGAUGAAAUUUUUUGGCCUUUUUGUA